Messenger RNA from Neltuma alba, 3847 nucleotides. RefSeq names its product probable LRR receptor-like serine/threonine-protein kinase At4g36180. NCBI's taxonomy places the organism in Eukaryota, Viridiplantae, Streptophyta, Magnoliopsida, Fabales, Fabaceae. Gene Ontology annotation, molecular function: ATP binding; protein kinase activity; protein binding. Gene Ontology annotation, biological process: protein phosphorylation. The coding region runs from base 124 to 3516 and encodes 1130 amino acids. The transcript has a single exon. The record is from RefSeq and is a predicted model, not a curated record.
UCCAAAUUGUAACAGUAACACCGGCUUCAGCACACGCUCCUCCUCAACGUACACACACACAAACGCAAAUGUCCAUACCUUAACGCCCUCAUCCGUCCCAAGAACCCCAAGCUUGCCCCUCCCAUGGCUUCAACGGCUAGUUUUCUGUGGUUCUUCUUCGCGUUGGCCUCUUUCUUGUGCUGUGCUGAGUCCUUGUCGGAGAUCCAAGCACUAAUGGCUUUCAAGCUUCGACUCCAUGACCCCCUCGGCUCCUUGGACGGCUGGGAUCCCUCCACGCCCUCCGCUCCUUGUGACUGGCGUGGCAUUUUCUGUUACAAUAACCGGGUUCGCGAGCUUCGCUUGCCUCGCCUUGAACUCGCCGGUCCGCUCUCGGAUUCCCUCUCCGACUUGGUUCAACUUCGCAAGUUAAGCCUUCAUUCUAACAACUUCAAUGGCUCCAUUCCUCCUUCCCUCUCUCAAUGCCUGCUUCUGCGUUCCGUUUAUCUUCAUAAUAACUCCUUUUCUGGUAAACUGCCCCCGGCUCUUCUCAACCUCACCAACCUUCAAAUCCUCAACGUUGCUCGGAACUUUCUUUCCGGCCGAAUCCCCGGAGAUUUAUCGAACUCUCUCCGGUUCCUUGAUUUAUCGUCGAAUGCAUUUUCCGGUGAUAUUCUGGCUAAUUUUUCGGCAAAAUCUCAGCUACGACUCAUCAACUUGUCCUACAAUCGGUUAUCUGGUAGAAUACCGGGCUCUGUAGGGGUUCUGGGGCAGCUUGAGUAUCUUUGGCUGGACUCCAACCAGUUGUAUGGGACCCUGCCUUCGGCUCUGGUUAACUGCUCUUCUCUUGUGCAUCUGACCGCCGUGAGCAAUGCGCUUUCCGGUUUGAUUCCGGCGACCAUGGGGACGAUGCCGAGACUUCAAGUUCUGUCGUUGUCGUCGAAUCAACUUUCGGGAUCGGUCCCCACUUCUCUGUUUUGCAAUGUCCACUUGGCCAAUGCUUCUUCGCUGAGAAUCGUUCAACUAGGCUUUAAUGCACUCACGGGCAUUUUCGAGCCGCCAAAUGCAAGGUGUGUUAAUGUUUUGGAGGUUUUAGAGCUUAAGGAGAAUCGUAUUCGCACUGCAUUUCCCUCCUGGUUGACUAAUGCGACGUCGUUAAGAGCUGUUGAUUUUUCCGGAAACUACUUUUCUGGUAUUUUGCCGGCGGAUAUUGGGAAUAUAUUGGGGCUAGAGGAGCUUAGGUUGGCAAACAAUUCGUUAUCUGGUGAUGUUCCUCAUGAAAUUGUGAAAUGUACUUUGUUACAGGUUCUUGAUCUUCAAGGAAAUCAAUUCUCCGGCCUCAUUCCUUCGUUUCUUGGCCAACUGAGGAAUCUCAAAAUGUUAUCUCUUGGCGAUAACCUGUUUACUGGUCCUAUACCCACGAGUUUGGGAACACUUUCCGAGCUCGAGUCGUUGAACUUGAGCAACAAUAAACUUACGGGAUUCAUUCCCCCGGAAUUAAUGCGAUUGGGUAACAUGAGUGCUUUGAAUCUCAGUAACAACAAAUUUUCAGGGCAACUUUCGUCUGCCAUCGGGGAUUUAACAGCUCUGCAGGUUCUGAAUUUGAGUCAUUGUGGGUUAUCAGGACAGGUUCCGGCUAGUGUUGGUGGUUUAAUGAAACUAACGGUGCUGGAUUUAAGUAGGCAAAAUCUUUCAGGUGACUUGCCAAUCGAGCUCUUCGGAUUACCUAGCCUGCAGGUUGUUGCUCUUCAAGAGAACCACUUAUCUGGAGCUGUUCCAGAGGGUUUCAGCAGUCUAGUCACCCUGCAAUAUCUUAAUAUCAGCUCUAAUGUCUUUGCUGGUGAAAUUCCAGCGACUUAUGGAUUUCUUCGAUCGUUAAUUGUUCUUUCUGGGUCUCAGAAUCAUAUUUCUGGCAGAAUACCAUCAGAGAUUGGUAACUGUUCUCAGCUUGAAGUUCUCGAGCUUCGUUCAAAUCGUUUGCAUGCAGACAUUCCUGGCUAUAUCGCCCGUCUUAAUCGUUUAAGAGUCCUUGAUUUGGGAGACAACAAGUUAACAGGAGAUAUUCCAGAAGAAGUAUCCGAAUGUUCUGCUUUGACUUCACUUCUCUUGGAUGCUAAUCAAAUAACGGGUCAAAUACCAGAAUCCUUAUCAACUUUAUCAAACCUGAAUGCUUUGGAUCUCUCCUCAAAUCAAUUGAGCGGAGACAUUCCAGCCAGCCUGUCACUCAUCUCUGGUUUGAAGUAUCUAAACGUCUCUAGAAAUAAUCUUGAGGGUCAGAUUCCGGAAAUGCUGGGCUCCCGAUUCGAUGAUCCUUCUGUAUUUGCAAUGAAUAACAGGUUAUGUGGAAAACCACUGCAUAGGGAAUGUGCAAACGUAAGGCGGCGAAAGAGGAAGAGGCUAAUAAUAUUUAUAGGUGUGGCUCUUGGUGGACUAUGCCUUUUGGGACUAUGCUGCUGUGGCUAUGUUUAUAGUCUCUUACGGUGGCGCAAUAAGCUGAGAGAAGGCGUAACAGGGGAGAAGAAGAAGAAGAGCCCUGCUCGUUCAAGUUCAGGAGCAGACAGAGGUCGAGGAAGUGGGGAAAAUGGAGGGCCAAAACUAGUAAUGUUCAAUAACAAGAUCACUUAUGCUGAGACACUGGAAGCAACCAGACAAUUUGAUGAAGAGAAUGUGUUGAGCAGAGGAAGAUACGGUCUUGUGUUCAAAGCGUCGUACCCAGAUGGAAUGGUGCUGUCAAUCCGUCGUCUUCCUGAUGGAUCCAUCGAGGAAGGAACCUUCCGUAAAGAAGCAGAAUCAUUAGGAAAAGUGAAGCACCGCAAUUUAACAGUAUUGCGUGGCUAUUACGCAGGACCACCUGACGUGAGGCUUCUUGUUUAUGACUACAUGCCCAAUGGAAACCUUGGGACUCUUCUUCAGGAAGCAUCUCAGCAAGACGGCCAUGUACUUAAUUGGCCUAUGCGUCAUCUCAUCGCACUAGGCAUUGCUCGUGGGCUAGCCUUCCUACAUUCAGUCUCAAUAGUUCAUGGCGAUGUGAAACCUCAAAAUGUUCUGUUUGAUGCUGAUUUUGAAGCCCAUUUAUCAGAAUUUGGCUUAGACAGAAUAAAAAUCGCAACCCCAGCAGAAGCAUCGUCAUCGUCCACUCCCAUAGGAUCAUUGGGGUACGUAUCGCCGGAAGCAGCGUUAACUGGGCAAGCGACCAAGGAAGCUGACGUCUACAGCUUUGGGAUUGUAUUGUUGGAGAUUCUGACAGGAAGAAAACCGGUGAUGUUCACGCAAGACGAAGACAUAGUGAAAUGGGUGAAAAGGCAAUUGCAAAGGGGUCAGAUAUCGGAAUUGCUUGACCCUGGGCUGCUAGAGCUAGACCCAGAGUCAUCGGAAUGGGAAGAGUUCUUGUUGGGGAUCAAAGUGGCUCUUUUAUGCACAGCACCGGAUCCUCUCGAUCGGCCGUCAAUGACUGACAUUGUUUUCAUGCUCGAAGGUUGCCGGGUCGGACCGGAGAUUCCGUCGUCGGCCGAUCCCACCACGUUGCCUUCCCCAACUUGAUUUCUUCUUUUUCUUGCGGAAAAAAAUGGGGAAAGUAACAGGAUUUCUUCGAUUUAAUUAUGGUUAUUCUCUGGUGAUUUAUGGGAAGAAUUGUUUUUCGUGUUGAAUUUAAGUUCCUUUUUAGGCCUGAGCGACUCUUUAUUCUCCUCGAAUUAAGCUUUUGACCCGACGGCGCUGUUCGCUGCUAUGGUCAAAUGGAUAUCCGUAAUUCCGUGCGCGAGAACCUGAGGGGUUGUUCCCGCCAAAUGAAUUAUAUCAAAUAUGGAGGUGCCACGUGUCGAGACCGGAGGGUGAAGGGAACUAACCGUUAAUGAGUCAUCGAUAAAGCGGA